AUGGCACUCUCAGAUUUCAGACACCUACAAAUUCAUUCCUCAAUUCCUCCUCUCUUUUCCCAUUCUCACAUUCUCCCUUUUCUUCGUCUUCUUCCUUGACUCAAUCUCAACUUACCACCAAACUCACAUAUAUAAUCAACCCGACAACAAUGGCGUCGGAACUGAUCUUCCGAGGCGGCCAUGAAUCCCACCUCAAAUCCGACGAGUACGACUCACCAAAGCCUCUUAAACCAUGGCUAACCGUAACUCGUCCGAUUCACUACCUUCUUCGCGAGCAACGACUCGUGUUCCUCGUCCUCGGUAUCGGCAUCGCCACAUUGAUCUUUUCCCUCACCCCAUCGUCCUCCUCUUCGUCGCCGUCAUCUAAAAUUGACAUCAACAUGCUGCAUGAUUCAAUCGGCGGGGAAUCGUUCCUGACCGCCGAGUCAACUCGGCUGAUUCCGACCCACCAUAGCCGGGUCAGUGAUGGGUUUAGAUCUGGGAAGGUCCCAUUAGGGCUGAAACGAAAAGGGUUGCGGAUAGUUGUGACGGGUGGGGCCGGGUUUGUCGGGUCGCAUCUUGUGGACCGUUUGAUUGCGAGAGGUGAUAGUGUGAUUGUUGUUGAUAAUUUCUUUACUGGGAGGAAAGAGAAUGUGAUGCAUCAUUUUGGAAACCCUAGGUUUGAAUUGAUCCGACACGACGUCGUUGAGCCUCUUUUGUUGGAGGUUGAUCAGAUCUAUCAUUUGGCUUGCCCUGCUUCCCCUGUUCAUUACAAACAUAACCCUGUCAAAACUAUCAAGACAAAUGUGGUAGGAACAUUGAACAUGUUAGGAUUGGCAAAGAGAGUAGGUGCAAGGUUCCUUCUAACAAGUACUAGUGAAGUGUAUGGUGACCCUUUGGAGCACCCUCAGAAGGAGACUUACUGGGGCAAUGUUAACCCCAUUGGUGUUCGUAGUUGUUACGAUGAGGGAAAGCGUACAGCAGAAACAUUGACCAUGGACUACCAUCGAGGUGCUGGUGUUGAGGUGAGAAUUGCUAGGAUUUUCAACACUUAUGGACCUCGAAUGUGCAUUGAUGAUGGUCGUGUUGUUAGCAACUUCGUUGCACAGGCCUUGAGGAAAGAACCCAUGACUGUUUAUGGCGAUGGAAAGCAAACCAGAAGUUUCCAGUUUGUUUCUGACUUGGUUGAAGGUCUGAUGCGCCUAAUGGAGGGUGAGCAUGUCGGUCCUUUCAAUUUAGGAAAUCCUGGUGAAUUUACCAUGCUUGAACUUGCGAAGGUUGUUCAAGAAACAAUAGAUCCAAAUGCAAAGAUAGAAUUCAGGCCUAAUACCGAGGAUGAUCCUCACAAGAGGAAGCCUGAUAUCGGUAAGGCUAAAGAGUUGCUUGGCUGGGAGCCUAAGAUUGCACUUCGCAAAGGUCUGCCCAUGAUGGUUUCUGACUUCAGGCAGCGUAUCUUUGGUGACCAGAAGGGAGGUGACACCACCACCACCGCAUUUUAAGUUCUGCCUUAGCUUGCGUCUAUAGGAGGAAUUCUGGCACAUAAAACGAUUUCUGCUCCAUUCUCCCUGGGCGACCCUCGACUGUAUACCAUCGCAAGGCUCGAGUAGUAGCAGAUCUGGCUUCCAAUUGGCUCCCUUCGCUAGAUUAUAGAUAUGUAGAGCUUAUAGUCUUCAGCAUUUAUAUUAUUAUAUAUUGUCCUAUUUUUGUUCGUUGCUGAUAUCCAUGUAGACGCUGCAUUAAUACUAUUCCGUAAUCAGUUUUUUCUCAGCUAUCAGGUUAUUCUUUUUCCUAAUCGAGGGUUAAUAAUGACAUAAAUGAUUAUAAUUAGUAGUUUAUGCAACUGAUGUAUUAUCGUCUCGUAGAUCUUAUAUUUUAGGUUUUUCUCUCGUGAGAAGUGUUUCUAGAAUGUAUUUCAUUUUUAUGAAAAAAA
Chenopodium quinoa (quinoa) is the source of this 1909-nucleotide messenger RNA. Its product is annotated as UDP-glucuronic acid decarboxylase 2-like. Gene Ontology annotation, biological process: D-xylose metabolic process. Gene Ontology annotation, molecular function: UDP-glucuronate decarboxylase activity; NAD+ binding. The transcript is spliced from 7 exons. NCBI's taxonomy places the organism in Eukaryota, Viridiplantae, Streptophyta, Magnoliopsida, Caryophyllales, Amaranthaceae. The coding region runs from base 150 to 1478 and encodes 442 amino acids. Gene Ontology annotation, cellular component: cytoplasm. The record is from RefSeq and is a predicted model, not a curated record.